Molecule: messenger RNA, 3456 nt
Organism: Temnothorax curvispinosus
Lineage: Eukaryota; Metazoa; Arthropoda; Insecta; Hymenoptera; Formicidae
Gene: Rab7
Product: ras-related protein rab7
Exons: 5
Coding region: 138-761 (207 amino acids)
Biological process (GO): phagosome-lysosome fusion; endosome to lysosome transport
Cellular component (GO): lysosome; late endosome; phagocytic vesicle
Molecular function (GO): GTPase activity; GTP binding
Source: RefSeq, a predicted model, not a curated record
AGGCGAGGCGAACAGGUGACGACAUCGUUGUCAUACUCUCGUGAUUUCAUAACACGCCAUUUUCUUUGUGCGAAGCGCUGGAGCGCGGAGGUGUUUUCACAGGCCGUGUUCCCUGACGAGUGUUCCCCCAGCGAAGAAUGGCGUCCCGCAAGAAAGUGUUGCUGAAAGUCAUUAUCCUCGGGGAUUCAGGAGUCGGGAAGACAUCUCUGAUGAACCAGUACGUCAAUAAGAAGUUUAGUAAUCAAUACAAAGCGACAAUAGGGGCGGAUUUUUUGACCAAGGAAGUGAUGGUGGAGGAUAGAAUAGUCACCAUGCAGAUUUGGGAUACCGCCGGGCAGGAGAGGUUUCAAUCGUUAGGAGUGGCUUUUUACAGAGGCGCGGACUGUUGCGUCCUGGUAUUCGAUGUAUCCGCUCCGACUAGCUUCAAAUCCCUAGAUUCAUGGAGAGAUGAAUUUUUAAUUCAAGCGUCGCCUCGAGAUCCAGACAACUUUCCGUUUGUCGUGCUCGGGAACAAAGUAGAUCUUGAAUCAAGAGCGGUCUCCAGCAAGAGAGCACAACAGUGGUGUCAAUCAAAGAACAAUAUUCCAUAUUUUGAAACUAGUGCAAAAGAGGCUAUUAAUGUCGAGCAAGCUUUCCAAACGAUAGCUAAAAACGCUUUAGCUCAAGAAAGUGAAGUCGAACUUUACAAUGAAUUCCCGGAUCAAAUCAAAUUGACCAACGACCAAAGAAGCAACGGUAGAGGUGAUUCAUGUGCUUGCUAGGUCUUGGAACAGUGGUAAUAUCUCGAAUGACUAAUAAAGAAUGCACAGGUCAGAUACAUUCACGUCACCUGCGCGUAAAGGACGCGGAGAAUUUAUAUUGCGAUGAGCUUUAUGUGUGCAGGAAGUCACGAAAUUUCUUUCUUUAUCUCAACGUGUUAUACAAUCUUCCUCUGUGUCCGUGAAACAAAAAGAAAAUGUCUCAAUAUUUUCGAAAUAAUUUUGUUCAAACAGUCGCGUUAGAGUGCACGGUAAAGAGAAAAGAAGUAACGAGUUAAAUCCAUACGUAAAGGAACGUGUACAAACUAUCUCGAUAUACAUACAUAUAAUAUCUAUAUAUAAUUGUUUUUAUAAACGUGCGUAUGGGAGUAAGAUAUAUAUCCGACUUCCUGACCUGGAAUAUCGCAAUUUUGAAUUAUCUACUCCCGCUGGACUUGACUUGUCACAUAUAGGUCCUCUAUCUCUAUGUUAUUCUUUAAGUCAAGGAUUCGCAUCUCGUUUUUAAGUAUUGUAAUAUUGCUCUCUUAUCGGGUAUAUGGCGAAACAUAGUCUAUCUUUUUCUCUUAUUUUCUUUUUAUCUCGAGUCUUGAUAGUUUGUUGUCGAUUAAUUUUCACCGGAACAAUAAUAGCUCGAGAUUUUCGAACGAUAUGUAGGAGUCGUUGUUGCACCAGAGAGGAUAAUAUAUGGGUCGGGAACACAGUUAGCGGUACACUGUUAGUAAAUUAUAAUAAAAGAACUUGCUCAUAAUUUGUUAAGUACAAUUGCAUUUACAGAGGAGCUCUUAGUGCAUAUAGCUUAUUAUACCUUAGACAGAACCGAAUACUUGCUGUCAGUAAAAAUGGUUCAUAUGAAAUAGAACGAAAAUAAGAUAAAGUUACAAUAAAGUUACUAAGAUACUUUGUAGUAUGUCUCGUAAGAUGUUUUAACCAGUCUGAAAUUCACGCGAAUGGCACGGUGUAAACUCCUCAAAUCUUUGUUUUCUAUUCGGAAAAAUUCUCAAUUGUUAUAUAUAUACAUAUAUAUAUAUAUUGAAAUAUAAAAUUAUAUUAUAAAAAUUUUGGCUUGUUGCGCACGUAUUAUGAUGCUAAACAUGUUAUUUUGUUCAUAUAAUUAUUUUUAACUUAGGGAUGUUUGUAUGGCCACCCCGAUUAGGAAGAAAAAGAAGAGAAUUCGUUGCAGACCUGACUUAGAACAAAAAUUUCCCUUUUGUUGGAUAUGUUGUCUGUAAUACAUUUUGCAAAAGCUACUUUUCAAGUUUUCGAGCGCGCGCGUUUCAGCGAAGUCCCGAAUUUUCCCCUCUGAAACGAGAUUCCUCUUCUUGUACCGCGAUGCACACCGAUUUUUAAGAUUUUUUACUGUACAGUAGGAUCCCAAGUGCGCGGUAAGUUAAUCGUCAAUUGUAUGGUCUACCGAACAGUUUUACGCAGACUAUAUUUUGUAAAUAAGACAGCAUAUAUAAUCCACUUAGGAAAAUUUAAUGUUAUAAAAAUGAAUCUUUAUAUCUUGAUAGCCAUAUCAAAUAAGUAUGCGCUUGUAAUAUUUUAAUUCUACUUAUAGUCCUUAUUAGAGCAGUAACUAAACCUAACGGCGUGUGAUAUUUAUUUCGAUGGAGGGAGCGAGCUUUUACAUAGUUGGUGCGAGACACGAGGAGUAUUUACAUUAAUGCUGUAUUUCAGAUUUUUGUAGUAAAGAAAAAAAAGAAAAGAAAUGAUUGUGCGCCCAUUAAGAUGUGUUUAAAUGUUUUAAGAUUCGAUUUCCUAGGAAGAUAGAGAGAGAGUGAGAGAGAGAGAGCAAGGUAAGCAUGCUUUUCCCCAGUAGUAAUGUAGCACGAUAGUAUUAUGCAUCGCGGUACCGGUAAUUGCCACCCAAGUCGUUCCGUUAAUCCUCGGUUGUUUGCCAGUCUCUGGAUUUAUAAUUAGAUUUGGCGAAACUUCGACUUCGUCAGGAGCUUCUAAUGCACGAUCCUUCCCUUCCCAAAUUAUGUUUGCUUAUAACGAUUAUAUGACCAUCAGCGCGCAAAUAAAAUUACUUUCCGCGUGGGCGAAAUCCUCUAAUAAUAUAAUUGACGUCUAAACUGAUCCACUUAAAAGUCUUCAUCACAAAGGAACAAUCGAACUCAAUUAUCGAUAUCCGCUAUUUCUGGGCCACCCUGUGUAUAUAUAACAUUCUAAUAAAGUAAAAAUUUAGCGUGUGAAAUAUAUGCAUGCGCAGGGUAUCCCAAAAAUCGCACACAUCUACAUUACUUGCCGAAGAAUGAUGAUUAACUGUAUCAAUAGCUUUUGAUUGCUAAACGAUUAACACUUGAAGGGCUCCCGAAGGGGCUCGAGAGUUCUAGGGAUGCAGAUGAAUAAUAAAAAUCUAACAGACUUCUAAUAUUUAAGGCGCAACUGUCAAGAUGUUUGAUAUGUGUGAAGUGUAAUAGAUGUAAAAGGCGAAGUCCAAUCGAGCUUUCAUUACGGAAAAGUUGAUUUUAAAUUUGUCGAAGAAUCAACAGAGAAGGUGCGCGAUUUCUGAGACGCUCUGUAUAUAUAUGGCAGUGCGAGGUAUUCGUGCUGUCAAGUGUGCUUUCAUGGGUCUACGCAUAUAUACGUAUGCACGUGUAUAUAAGUGAAGAUAAUCAUGACCAUGGCGAUUAUAAUUAAUGAUAUGUAUAAUUCUAUCGGAGUAUGUUAAUGAUAAAUAUAAUUAUAAAUAAUA